Molecule: messenger RNA, 1088 nt
Organism: Triticum urartu
Lineage: Eukaryota; Viridiplantae; Streptophyta; Magnoliopsida; Poales; Poaceae
Source: RefSeq, a predicted model, not a curated record
AUGGACGUGGAGCUAGAGAAGCGGAUCGCGGUGCCGCUGUGGACUAGCUCCUUCGUGGCAGUGACUCAACGUGUGUGCGUGUGGGUAGUGGUGAAUAGAAAUCGGAGCAAGCCGGUGUGUGGCUUGGCCGGGGCCCCUCUGGCGUCGGGGGCCCGAGGCGGCCGCCCCGUUCGCCCCCCCGGGUCCGACAAGUGGGAGGUGAGGCGCGUGAAGGUCUUUGACGGCAGGGACAAGGACCUGGCGCUGCAGUGCUGGGAGACCGACGCCGUCGUGCCCGUCGGCGGCCGGUUCCUGUGCUGGGUCGACUACUACCGUGGCAUCCUGGUCGGCCGCGUGUUGGCCGACGGCGGCUCCGCGCUCACGUACGUGCCGCUGCCCGUGGACACCCCUUGGGCGGAGCCCGACCACGGCCGGGAGUUCCCCGAGGCGUCCCGGAGCGUCUGCGUCACCGCCGGCGACACGGUGAAGUUCGUCAGCGUCGACCGCGGCCUGGUCUUCGUCUUCACCGUCACCAUCUGGACCCCGGGCAAGGCGCGGGACGGCGGCAUGGAGUGGGAGAAGGACGGCGAGUUCCGUGCCGCCGAGCUCUGGGCCUUCUCCGGCUACGAGCGCCUCCCGCGUGUCCCGCCGGAGUACCCCGUCGUGAGCAUGGUCGACCCCGACGCCCUCUGCUUCAUGGUGAGCGCGGGACGCCACGCUGGUGUCGACGCCGGGGGAGACGACACGGUGUGGCUGGUCGAGGUCGACACGAGGCGCAGAGCGGUGCGGUCAGUGUCCCGCUACUCCAAAGAAGAGACGAGGGACAUAUCAGGGCGUGCCUUCCACGACGAGGAGGAGGAGGAGGACGACACCGAUGGCUUGGCCUCGCUGAACAUGUUUCAUGGCCAUGCCUUCCUUCCCAGCGAGGUCACCGCGCACGUACACGAGCAGUAGUCGUACUUGCUCGUCCUUCAUCCAGGCUAGUAGCCAUCAGUUGUCACACUUAGACGUGGGACAGGCUCAAGUUUCAGGGACUGUCUAAGGCUGAGCCAACUGGAACUUGCGUGUCAUUUUUACUUUUUUUUUGGGUCGAACAACGCUCUUUGUUU